AGGCUCUAUAAAUUGGUCCCCAAUUAACUUGGUCAGUGUAUAAUCAAGCUAAGGUUGCAAUGGGCAAUAAAACAGCAAAAGUUUCAAUUUUGUUUCUGUUGAAUUUUCUCGGGUUGGUUUGCAGUAGCAAUGGCGGAGACAUAGUGGUUUACUGGGGCCAAGACGAGAGCGAGGGCACAUUGAGCGAAACAUGCAACUCUGGACUAUACAAAAUAGUGAACAUAGGCUUUCUGGCAAAAUUUGGCGGUGGGCGGGAACCAGAAAUAAACCUAGCAGGACACUGCGACCCUGCAUCAAACGGUUGCAAAAGUUUGAGCAAAGACAUAAAGAAUUGCCAGAAGAGGGGCAUAAAGGUGAUUCUCUCAAUUGGAGGUGGCGAGACAGGUUACUCCUUGUCGUCCGCUAAUGAUGCUACAAAGGUGGCAGAUUACAUAUGGAACAACUUCUUGGGAGGAAAAUCAUCAAAGACAAGACCAUUGGGUGAUGCAGUGUUGGAUGGCGUGGAUUUUGACAUUGAAGUUGGUGGCGGUGAAAGCUUCUACGCUGUGCUUGCGAGGAGACUCUCUCAGCACAGCAAAGGAGGGGGCAGAAAAGUGUACUUAACAGCUGCACCACAGUGUCCAUUCCCUGAUGAACACCAGAAUGGAGCACUGUCAACAGGGCUCUUUGACUUUGUUUGGGUUCAGUUUUACAACAAUGGUCCAUGUCAGUUUGAGUCUAGUGACCCCACCAAGUUCCAGAAAUCGUGGAACCAGUGGAUCUCGUCCAUCAGGGCUAGGAAAAUUUAUGUUGGACUUCCUGCAUCUCCAUCGCCAGCUACGGCUGGUAGUGGCUUUGUGCCAACACGAACGCUCAUAACACAAGUGUUGCCUUUUGUCAAAAGAUCGCCCAAGUAUGGGGGAGUAAUGCUCUGGGAUAGGGCUGCUGAUAAGCAAACCGGAUAUUCCACCAACAUCAAGCCCAGUGUUUGAGAUUAAUUUGGAUAUAAUUAUAAGUAAAAGUAAAAUCCAUGCAAGUUUGAAAUUUCCUUCGCUUUUGUAAAAUUCAGUUUCCUUGUGACGAGUUUAAUUUGGUGUACUCAAGUACGUUAAUAAACAUCUGUUUCAUUAAAUUUCCUUCA
Molecule: messenger RNA, 1120 nt
Organism: Glycine soja
Lineage: Eukaryota; Viridiplantae; Streptophyta; Magnoliopsida; Fabales; Fabaceae
Product: basic endochitinase-like
Exons: 1
Coding region: 60-971 (303 amino acids)
Biological process (GO): carbohydrate metabolic process
Cellular component (GO): extracellular region
Molecular function (GO): chitinase activity
Source: RefSeq, a predicted model, not a curated record